Dipodomys spectabilis (banner-tailed kangaroo rat) is the source of this 1136-nucleotide messenger RNA. RefSeq names its product pyroglutamyl-peptidase I (gene Pgpep1). Gene Ontology annotation, biological process: proteolysis. Gene Ontology annotation, cellular component: cytosol. The transcript is spliced from 5 exons. The record is from RefSeq and is a predicted model, not a curated record. The coding region runs from base 67 to 693 and encodes 208 amino acids. Lineage: Eukaryota; Metazoa; Chordata; Mammalia; Rodentia; Heteromyidae. Gene Ontology annotation, molecular function: pyroglutamyl-peptidase activity.
CCGACGGCGGCGGCCCCGGCCGGGCCAGUCCGUUAGCCUGCGGGUCGGAGGCGCAACCGGCCGGCCAUGGAACAGCCCAGGAAGGCGGUGGUGGUGACCGGGUUCGGCCCUUUCGGGGAGCACACUGUGAACGCCAGCUGGAUUGCCGUCCAGGAGCUGGAGAAGCUGGGCCUGGGGGACCAUGUGGACCUGCACGUGUACGAGAUCCCAGUGGAGUACCAGACAGUGCAGCAGCUCAUCCCUGCGCUGUGGGAGAAGCACAGUCCCCAGCUGGUGGUGCACGUGGGCGUGUCGGGCAUGGCCACCGCGGUCACGCUGGAGAAGUGCGGGCACAACAAAGGCUACCAGGGCCUGGACAACUGCCGCUUCCGGCCGGGCUCACAGUGCUGCGUGGAGGACGGGCCCGAGAGCAUCGACUCCAUCAUCGACAUGGACGCCGUGUGCGAGCGCGUGACCACGCUGGGGCUCGGCGUGUCCGUGGCCAUCUCGAGGGACGCGGGCAGGUACCUGUGCGACUUCACCUACUACACCUCGCUGUACCGGAGCCACGGGCGCUCCGCCUUCGUCCACGUGCCGCCGCUGGGCAAGCCCUACGACGCGGGCCAGCUGGGCCGCGCGCUGCAGGCCAUCAUCGAGGAGAUGCUGGGCGUGCUGGAGCGCGCGGACGGCCAGGCCUGCUGCCGCCGGCCCUGAGCCCACCGCAGAGGCCCGGCCGCAGGCGCCUCUGCCCCCUCGGGACUGCGGCGGGGCACCAGGGCGGCCGCGCUCCGCCGGGCCGUCCAUGCCCCUGCCCCUGCCCCUGCCUCGCCAGACUGCGCAAAAGACCCCCAGUGCUCACUCAGCCUGGGGCUGCACUUGAACUCACCAUGGCUCCGGCCACCCCCUCCCCCCCAUUCCUCUCCCCCCCCUUCUCUCUCUUCUUUUGGAGACAGGAUCUUGCUAUGCAGCCCAGGCUGGCCUGGAACUCACAAUCCACCUGCUUCCCAACGGCCACCAUGCAAACAACAGCAUCAUUCUGGGCUGCAGAGUAACUUAGGUCUCCUGGGGAAAGCACUGGCAAGAGCCAGCUCCAAGUUUUUUUUUUUGUUUUUUUGUUUUUGGUUGGUCGUGGGGCCUGAACUCUGGGCCUGGGCGCU